AUGCGAGUGUCCAGUAUACCCACUGUUACAAAAGCACUGGCCGCAGUCACAAACUCCUCGACCGGAACAUUUUGGGCCCUGAAAAAAGAGGUAUACUUGUGCAAGCAUUCACCGGUGCUUGCAUUUCGGUGCCUAGCUGUCAGGCUACCCAAAGGAAGCACGACGGCUGGGAUACUGCCAGGUUGCCCAAGUCUAGACAGGGGAAGUCGAGAGGCAGAGGUCGGGUUCGAACCACGGACCUUCCGGUCAGUAAAUUCGCGCUCUAACCACUUGGUCCAUCUCGCCCCAUCAUCACAUGUUUUCGAGAAAUACACUCAUUUGCAAAUCAAUUUGGUUUUCACGGGAGACUCAAUUGAAUCUCUCGUUUAUGAUGUCCUCCAGCUGAAUGUGCUGCACACAGGCCGCCUCAUGAUUCAACUCACGCGUUUGGGAAAGCUUUUACGCACUUUGGCCUAUCCAUGUUAUUUAAGUGCACUCCCUACAGAUGAGAAUCAGCAAGCGAGUUGGCUCAAGUGGUUAGAGCGCGAAUUUGCUGACCGGAAGGUCCGUGGUUCGAACCCGACCUCUGCCUCUCGAGUUCCCCUAUCUAGGCUUGGGCAACCUGAUAGUAUCCCAGCCCUCGUUUGGCAUAGCAGCUAG
Opisthorchis viverrini is the source of this 639-nucleotide messenger RNA. RefSeq lists its product as hypothetical. NCBI's taxonomy places the organism in Eukaryota, Metazoa, Platyhelminthes, Trematoda, Opisthorchiida, Opisthorchiidae. The transcript has 6 exons. The coding region runs from base 1 to 639 and encodes 212 amino acids. The record is from RefSeq and is a predicted model, not a curated record.